Molecule: messenger RNA, 1545 nt
Organism: Manduca sexta (tobacco hornworm)
Lineage: Eukaryota; Metazoa; Arthropoda; Insecta; Lepidoptera; Sphingidae
Product: lysosomal Pro-X carboxypeptidase
Exons: 8
Coding region: 86-1486 (466 amino acids)
Biological process (GO): proteolysis
Molecular function (GO): dipeptidyl-peptidase activity; serine-type exopeptidase activity
Source: RefSeq, a predicted model, not a curated record
ACUAAGCGCGAACUUUAAUACGAACCGUCGGCUCGCGCGGUGAGGACGUGUAGUAUCGUUGUGUUGAUUUGUGUCCUGACUCACAAUGUGGCGGUACAUCGCACUCCUCACACUCCUCGCCCUCGCGCGCUCCGAGUACAGAUACAACACGAAGUGGUUCACGGUGCCCUUAGAUCACUUCGGAUUCGCGACAAACACCACGUUCAAGAUCAAAUAUUUGGAAUGUGACGACUACUGGGACAUGGGAGGCGGGCCCAUAUUCUUCUACACCGGGAAUGAGGGUCAAAUUGAAGUGUUUGCGAACCACACUGGCUUUAUGUGGGACAUAGCUGCUGAAUUUAAAGCAAAAAUAGUCUUUGCUGAACAUAGGUACUAUGGCGCUUCAAUGCCAUUCGGUGACAAAUCAUUGGACAACCAACACAUAGGGUAUUUGACAUCAGCUCAAGCGCUGGCCGAUUAUGCAGAGUUGAUAAAUUACCUCCAAAAAAAUGCACUGAAACCAAAAUACCCAGUUAUUGCGUUUGGCGGGUCAUAUGGCGGCAUGCUCGCGGCGUACUUUCGCAUGAAGUAUCCCCACGUGGUAGCAGGAGCUAUAGCAGCAUCAGCACCCAUACACAUGUUCCCUGACAUGGUACCCUGCGAGGUGUUCAACAGAAUAGUAACAUCCAGUUACAAAGUAGCCAAUUCUAAGUGCGCUGACAAUAUAAAAAAGUCCUGGAGUUUCAUUAGGAGCUACGCAGCGUCUGCAAAUACUUCAGAAUGGCUGCGUCAGAACUGGAAUCUUUGUGGUCCUGCAAAUUCUACUUUACACGCAGAUGUUUUGGUAGAAUUCCUAGAGUCCAUGUACGUGACAAUGGCUAUGGUGAAUUAUCCCUUCGCUUCAGACUUUUUGAUGCCGUUGCCUGCUCAGCCCGUGAAGGUUGUCUGCCAGUACUUAAAUGAGACUUUGAAGGACAAGGAACUUUUAGAGGGAAUAGGAAAAGUUAUUUCAGUGUUCACGAAUAAUAAGAAGGAGUGUUUAAAUUACACAGAAGGUGACAAUUAUGGAAAUUUAAAUGCUAGCGGAUGGGAUUAUCAGGCUUGCACAGAGAUGGUUAUGCCCAUUUGCACUACAGGAAAGAACGAUAUGUUUGAACCGUCUCCAUGGAACUUCACUCAGUACGCUGAGGUCUGUCAUAAGAAAUACAACGUGUACCCUCGACCUAAUAUGGCGAGGAUAGAAUACGGAGGCGCCAUGCUAGAAGCUGCUUCCAAUAUUGUUUUUAGUAAUGGACUUUUAGACCCUUGGGCUGCAGGAGGAAUCCUGAACAGUGUAAGCGACUCAGUAAAGGCAGUGAUCAUCAUCGAUGCUGCCCAUCAUUUGGACCUCAUGGCUAGUAAUCCCUCCGACCCUGAGUCAGUGAAGAUGGCCAGGCAAAUACACAAAGAUAACAUUCGCAAGUGGAUCGACGAGUUUAAUCGACAAAUGGCUCAUCGUAGAGCAUGACUGUUGUGAAAUUGUGAUUUUUGACGGCUUUUUUUAAUAAAAACAUUUUAUUUUGAGUA